UGACAACGCAUCUUCAGGUUGAAUUGAAUUUUAGCAAACUACCUUGUCUUAGCAGUGAGCCAUUUGUCCUUGUUAUCCCUGAUUGCUUUACAACUGAGUAGAAUUUUAUCGUCUUUUGUUCUAUCUUGUAUCAAAAGAUGAAUUGUUGAUACUGAAGAACGUAAAAGUUGGACAACAAGUUGAAUCCGAAGAAAGCAACAACAUGGCACUCCGCGUUCGAGGAGUCGAAGGGCUUUCGUUGGAGUUGCCCGGCUACUGACCAACUUGUAACCUUACGACGUGGAGGACCAUCCGCGACAGAGCACAAGACGAUUAGAAACCACGACACCUGAACUUAUAGCACAGAACGUCAGAAAAGUAAAAGCCGCGGAAGCUACUUCGUUAGUUAGUACCAGUACCUACACGCAGUACCUACACGCAGUACCUACACGCAGUACCUACACGCAGUACCUACACCUCGCGAGUGCCAGUACCUGCACGCAGCACCGGCACGCAGCAGUAACAGCUUCAGGGAGCCUUUGGCGUUACUUCGUUCUCUAUCCCGAUCUUCUCUAUCCCGAUCUUACGUGACCACUCAUCUUGGUCUAUGCCGUCUGCACUGGGACCUUCGUCGUCUUAUCACUUAAGGCUUUAUUUUUUUUUUAGAGGAAUCUAUCGUUCUUAGGCUAUAUUUGACGAGGGCCACUAGUACUACUGCUAACUUAAACUUAUUCUUCAUUUUUUAGAUUCAGAGUUGCAGCCCCUAUCUAUUCUAACUCCCCCAGCCACCUCGUCAACCAGCAUGAUGAAGAACGGGGAUGGCGUCCGCAAAGAGUUGCUGGACGUCCUGUCUGAGGUCAAGACGAGGGUCCAGGACACUCUGGGAACAGUGGACUUCCCUAUGCCGCAGUUCAUUUUGAUAUUAAGGCUAUCAUGUGACUAGUACUUGGAAUGCUAGUAGUACUUUUGAAUUUGUUUGUUUCAGAGUUGGUUGGCACAUGGAACUAGUACUUGUACUAAGGCAACAUAAUUUCACACACAGUUGGUUGAUCUCUACAGGAUAUUUCAAUGAUGAGAGUGAUUCAUUUUUACAGUCCAAUGGAGACAUUUUUUUUUCGGUAUUCGUAUUUACCGCAAUAGGUGGAUUUUGAGAAAGCGAAGCUCCUCUAAGCUCAGGAAAGCAAAGUGUCGGGAAAAGUCGGAUCAUCGAGACGCUGGCGGUAUUCUAUCUUAUCGAUUUACUUGUGAUCGUGUCCUUUUCAUCUCGAGUAGACUCGGCACCUACAUCAAUCAGGGAACGUGAAUCAGCCAAUGAGUAUGAUCAUGUUCACUUAUGACAUUCGUGAUCGUACUAGAAUUUCGAAAACAAAACGCAGGGUGAGACGUUUAAUUUCGUGUCCGGAACACUGGGGAGCAGGAGGCCAACGGUACUGGAGUUUAGAAAUGUCCCUCAUUCUAGGGAAAGCAAGUGGAGUGUCCUGUCACGAGGCACCAACCGAUGGGAGGAAUAUCCAGCGGCGAAAGUGAUGGAGAUAUUAAGGGUACACCUUUAAGGUGCUUUUCUUACCGCUUUUUAUGCCUCUCUAAAUGUAGAGCUGAGAAAGGCAUAACAAGCGGGGGAACCCGCGAGCACCAAAAAGCACCUACCUCUAAAGAUACUUGGAGAAGCACACGAGUCCUUGGGAACGUCGAUCUCGGACCAGCCAGUCAACGUGCGACUAGAAUCCGCAAGUUGUGUCGAUAUGCAGAUAGUCGAUUUGCCUGGUUUCCGCGAAUUUGCCUUGGACGAAGACAAGCAAAGAUUGGCAGAUGCGAUUGAAAGUAUACUUUUGAUUAGACUUGCUCUUGUACUUAGGUUGAACUAUGAGUACUCGAGACGAUUACGUGUGCUGGCUCUUGUACUUUUUAUGUUGAACUAUUUUGAGUACUUAGGCGAGACGUCAUCAAGUACGAGUUAUUUUUGUCUUUCAACGAAAACAAAAACGAACUUUUUUGUGGGAAGCUACAAAAGACUCACGACCUUCCUUAUCACUCGCUGUUAGAUUAUCCUCAAACUUGCUUCUCGACUACAGAACUGGUCACCCGUUUUAUGGAGGAUAAACGGAAUGUAAUGUUGUGCGUCGAGCAAGCGGGAGAUGCGGCGAAUCUGGGGACUUUAAACAAGUGCAAAAAAAUUGAUCCCAAUUUCGAAAGAACGAUUCUGAUACGGAAUAAAUUGGACAAGUAUAUUAAUUAUUCCAUUUUUAGAGUGUAGUUCUGAUAUGGAGAAAACUGGACGUCAAGUGCAUUUUUAUUGUAACCUCAGGUGAUGAGUCUGGGUAAAUUGUUUCUCAUGACGGAUAGUAGGUGUACUCUUUUUUGUGGGGUGGAGUCAGAGUCUUGCGAAAGGGUUCAUUACUCAAUAUCUCUCAAGUGGUUUGAUUGAUUUUUAAAAUUUACUUAAAUGACAUUAAAUGACAUGAACAAUUUUGAUCCAAACUCGAACUCCACCAACUAAUCUACUUAUGAAUACCAGGUAUUACCGAGACUUGACCGCUGAGAAUAUUAACGAUUGGUUAGAGGGCUUCGGCGAUUUGCCUAGGAAUUUAGAAAAAUUUGCGCUUACAUGUCCUCACUGGCAAGAAGGCCUAGAACAGCCUCCGGAAGGGUUCGCUAAAUUGAGGACCAAAAUGAACGACGACGAUGUCAACAUGAUCAACGGUUUAGGCGCCAGCGACAAGCUCAAAAUGACGGUGGGCUAUGCGCAAUUUGCUAAGGUAUCUAUGACAUGUAAAAGAGUCAUUAUCAUGCUGAUUCUGUUUGGAGUUGCGUAAAAAAACAUUUUCCACCGUGACAAAAGAAACCGAAAUCAGAUUUUUCAUUUGGAAAUUUUGGCGCCAUUAGAUACCUGCUGCUUUGAUGCCGAUAGAUAUAAUUCGCUGUGGUAGUUGUUUAUCUCCAGUCACCAGAUUCAUUCUGCUCUCCUCUUCCAGGAGUUCGAUGUACUCAGAUCAUCAGAUCAUGUUCCACCUCAUUUUUAAUGUCGUGUAAUAAAAUGGAAAAGUUGUCGUAGUAAUCCUGAUACGUUGUGCAGGAUUCUUUCACAACCUAACCUGUUGUAGUAGUCCUUUAGAACAAGUCUACUACCUCUCAACAUCAUCUCCUCUACACCUCUCUUCAACAUCCUCAUGAACUACUCCCGUUCUUAGGCGAUGGAAGACCGUAUCGAGGAGAUGUUUGCGGAUGCUAUAGGCCCCGUCCUCAAAAAGUUGAGGGAGAUGCGGGAUGAAGUCCAAGACAGAAAAAGCAGCAUGGAGGAAGAAAUCACACAUACAAAUCCGUCGCAGAUUUUGAAUACUAUGGCAUUGAAUGUCUGCGGUGGUCUCAGGCUUAAAUUCAAAAAAAUGAGUUAAAGUGUUUUUUGAAUUCUCAUCUAAUUCCAGCGUCCGAGAAGCAGGCAUAGUUGACGGACUGUGGCGGGGUGUGCCCAGCCCUCUGCGCUGAGCCUCUUGCAUUGCACUGCCGGGAGGAGGCCCGGCCUGUCUGCAUGCGUGCCGCAGAUGGAGCACGGCCCCGCACGAAGGCCGGAGCAGGUAGCGCGGGGCGGCGGCCUCUGGGUCGCGCGGGGGCGGUUCCUGCCAAACGGCCCUCAACUAUGCUUAAAUUGCAAUAUAUUAGAUUCAAAAAAAUGAGUUAAAGGUGAUACCUGUUUUUUUGAAAUUAAAAUCUAAUUCCAGCGUCCGAGAAGCAGGCAUGAGUUUUGGUCAUGCUUUAAAUCACGUGAUGGAAGGUUACGUUCGAUCGGACAACUCGCGGAUCACCCUAGAGGACGAACUGAGACAGUUCCAUGCAGCACAUAAGGGAACUGGUAAUCUUUUUCUACUUAUUCGAAAUAACUUACUCAAACUACUAUCCUUACUUUUUCUUCCUAGUUAGCUUGGCUCCACCCAUCUUGUUCGAAAUAACUGAAAAUAAUAUGAAUGUCCGAUUCGAAAUAACUGAAGGUCAACUUACUCAAACUACUAUAAUCCUUACUACUAUCCUUACUUUUUCUUCCUAGUUAGCUUGGCUCCACCCAUCUUAUUCGAAAUAACUGAAAAUAUGAAUGUCCGAUUUACAGACUGAAGUAAGAGAGUCACUACGUUGUUCGCCCUCUUUCAGAUGCUCGAUUGUUCUAAGGAGUUACUUGCUUGUUUCAGUUUAUCGAUUGAUUGCUUUAUCCGCUAAGUAAUGCUGUUGUUUUGAUUAAGGCUACCGCUGACGCAUCCUCAUACCUUGGCUUUUUUUUCAAGGGGAAAAAGGCCUCAGUGAAGAUGGACUCGGGGACGCGACGUGGUAGCUCUACUAGUUAGGAAGCCCCUCGUGUAUCGUCAUAAUAUGCGCUGUGUCUUUGCGUACUCAUGUUGCAGUAGGCAAUUUGCGUUCCUCUCUUCAGCCGUGGAGUUCGCGUUACUACCGACAGACGACUUCCAGUCCUUAGACGACUACAUUGUGUGCCUCAGGGAAGAAAUGAAAGUGCCAGCGAUUAAGGCUGUAAAGGGGUCACCACAAUUGAAUUCAUCUUCGCAAGCAGUAUUUCAUAGUUUUUCCUGGUCAUUUUCCUAGCGUGUCUCCACAAUACUAAGUACAACAGAUGAAAGUGAGGUGCACGGGCAAAGGGUCGUGUAAAUGCAUCUGUAAAGUGUACUACAUUUAGAAAACAAUUAUUAGGAGUAGUUUUACCAUCUCUAACGCUCUGGACAUCGAAGUGAACGGUGGCGCACAGUUUCGCCGGCUCAUGUUUGAGGUUGAGGUUUUCUGCAGAUUUGCGGAAAUCUGCGUGGAGACGAAAAAGAAGGACGUGAUUCUUAUGGCAAGAUGAAAGAAGGUUUAGUUUCUUAUAUUUAUCUAGCGAGGCCCUUCUUUGGUUUUGUAUGGAUUGAUGUGCUGUAGUUUCUCUUCGGUGAUCUCUCUCUCCCUCUCUCUCUUUCUCUCUCUCUCUCUCUCUCUCUCUCUCUCUCUCUCUUUCUCUGCCCUUUCUUCCUGCUACCGCAUUAAUGUAAACCAAUGUCAAGUACUUUGUUUCUCCUUUCUUCCUGCUACGGCAUUAAUGUCAAGUACUUUGUUUCUCCUUUCUUCCUGCUACCGCAUUAAUGUAAACCAAUGCUAUGUACUUUAUUUCUCCCUCUUCAUUUCCCAAGCUCGCGGAGUAGCCAUGCAGAGCCUGACGUGGAGGGACGUUGUCGUUAAAUUGCUGAGCAACGAAGCGCAUCUGCCAAUGAAAAGACGAGUACUUAUGAGAUAAGUGGGUACUAGGAACAGUACUAUCAGGUACUAGAAAAGACACGACCAACAUUUUCUAUUUUGUUCUUGUUGUCCCACCAGCCGGAGGAGAUGAAGUCACAUAGGUCAAACAUGACCAAAGCAAACGGAAUCAACUAGGCGGUCUGUCUAAUCUAUGGUAUCAUGUGGGUGAAGCAAACAAGUGAAACAACUGCAACUAUGUCAUCUAAUCUACGUUACGUGGGUGAACGUAUCAAGUGGUUUUUCCAGACGCAGAAGGACGUGAUAGUGGAUUUCAUGAAGAGCUUGAAGGGAUCGGCAGAUGAGCACAUGUACUCCACCCUCUACUCGAAGACGGUAGCGAUCAUACAGAUUAUGGCGGAAGAUUAGACAGAGGAUGCAAGUCAAAGGAGUUCUUGCUGUUGUAUAUUCUGUAUAGAAAACAUCAUCAUCAUUACCACGACUGAGUGCGCGGAGAUACUAUAUUCUCCUGUAUAGAAAAGAACAUCGUCAGAUAUUUUGAGAGUCCUCCCGAUGAUCGAUCCCAAGAGCUAUACCAUCAUCGUCCGAAAUUAGUUUGUCUUUUCAUAGAAAACAACGAAAUGGUGAAAAAUUUGGUCUAUGAGACGUUUGAUAAAGCGGUGGACAGGCAGCUCCAGCAGUUUAUUUUAAGGCAACCAAAGAGUAUCUUUGAAAUACUGUCAGACCUCGUGUCUCCGGUCAUCAUGAACGACGAAAACAGGGGCUAAAGCAUGCAUCCGCAGCGCCAUCCUUGGCUAUUUUAUUCCUCAAGGGAGACAAAUGACGCCCAUGAUAGGAAGAUGCAGUCACAGAAACGACGCCAAAGUAAAAAUGGUAUCUCAAUUUAAUAUCUCUGUCUAAUUAUGGAGCUGUUUGACAACACUCUGGCAUCUACGUUUUCGAACCCGUGGGUCUUUCUCAAACGAGCAAGCACGCAAAUAGACGAAGGCUCGCUUGAGGACGUGUGUUUUUAUGUGGAGGUUUUUACUUUGCAUGUAUGAAGGAGAAGGAGUAUAAUUCAGGUGCCCUUUACUCCCACUAGCAACACUUGUUUGGAAUUACCACUACUAUUUGCCACGACUAUUAGAAUAAAGUUGUUCAGCAUCAUACGUCCAUAUAUUUCUUCAGGUUCCCUUCUUUAGAAGCAGCUACUUUAAAUGAAAUCAUCUCUAAUCCGUACCGUCAUUCGAGGACACCAAGGAACGGAUUCCUAGUGAGAUCGAGUCAAGGUCCGGCAUCGACACGAUACUAGGGAAGUGGCUUGCCAGUACUACAUUUUUCCAUUGUAUUCACCGGAACUACCACAUACGAAAAUUAGACUCAGAUUGUCAUGGGAAAAAUCAUACUAGUUAGUUGAAGAUAUGGUUGACAAUCAUGCUUGUCCUCGUCUGAAAACAAAAGGUAUUACCGCAGGAGCCCUCAAAAAAAAACCAGGUAUACCGCAAGAGCCCUCCAUGAUCGACGACGCCGUUGACAAAGCGCAGAUGCUUUUACUCUUAUGAAGAUGGGAUCACUGACUGGUGUCAUGAGCAGUAGAUUGACUUUCAUGGUCAACAUCUGUAGAUGAUUGACUUUCAUCGACUUCUACCAUCUUGAACACUUUGUUUGAAGCAAGGUAAUAAUCUUCACUCUCACUUCCUUUCUAAACUGACAUUUCUUCACCGGAGGUAAUCAUCGUCACUAGUCUAAUAAUCUUCACUGGUUCUCCUCUAACUGCCAAAACGUUCCAGUUUAUCCGGGCUCAAGUCGCAGACCAGAUCGAACUUUUUGCGGAAAGUUUCUUCAAGUUGCCAAUGAUGCGGAGGCUGGAGGAAGACAUGGCGUCGAUUGAGCUGUCGGAUAUGGAUAAUUAUGGUGCUCGUGGAUUGUAGUGUGUAGUGAGUGUGUGCCCAGUUUUACUCAAGGAAGCAUAGUGUAAAAAGCCUAGCACCACGAAGGCCCGCACCCACCUAAACUAGCUACAGUGUAAAUUAACCACUUGGAGUUCGUGUAAAGGCGUGACAGUAUGAGGACCGGUCGUUUACCAGAGGCCGAUACAAUGCACUUACCCACUUUCACCAAAUAUGAUAUCACAACCAAUUCUUAACUUCUCCCACCUUUCCAUCCUUGAAACCUUCCAUCCUUGAACUCUCCUCCUCCUCCUCCUCCUCCUCCUCCUGUCUAUUUCCCUCUCUAAUCCCAGGAGGGUCACGCUGCCCGGCUGGAAGCUCUACAGAGAGAGCUGGACUGCGUGUCUCAAGAAUUAGAUGCGGUCGGCGAGUGCAUCGACAAGCUCCAAGCCUUCUCGCUCAAAGCCCAAAGUAAACUGCGAACCAGACAUCACGCGCGUGGGGUUUGAGUAAGUAAUCUGAGUCCUCAUUCAGGCUCGAGAAUGAAUACUCGAAGGUUCUUCUUUGAGUAAGAGGACUAUGUGGGCAUGCUGUGAUGGGCCAUUUGAGCAAGAAGACUGUGUGGGCACGUGGGGUUUGAGUCAGACCUUGUGGAGUAAGACCUUGUGGGUGAGCAGCAAUUGUGCUAGACAAUACUCGAAAGUUCAAACACGGUAUCGGCACGUGGGGUUUGAGCAAGAAGACUGUGUGCGCAAUUCAGUAUUUUGGACACUACUGGUGCUCUGUGCUGAGUGACAAGACUGAAAAGUUCAUGCUCAUUCAUAAGGGAAGUACAAUGUCCAGUUCUGAUCAAGGUUAUAAGCCCAUUUCAAAGUCGUGCAAUCCCUAACAAGACUAUGGUGCUGUGUGCAGAUCGCCUUUGUCAAUUAUCUUCCCAGAAUUAUCUUCCCAGAGUGAUGUAGUUGGAUUUCUAUCAAUCCGAAAGUA
Amoebophrya sp. A25 is the source of this 8057-nucleotide messenger RNA. The record is from the annotation of a GenBank genome assembly. NCBI's taxonomy places the organism in Eukaryota, Dinophyceae, Syndiniales, Amoebophryaceae.